AUAGCUACUUCUGCCUGACUUCACUUUGGAGUGAGCCCAUAACCACUACCCUGUAUUUUUUUUUGUGGAAGUGGGCUUGAAAGGAAGGAACUUUUUUUCCAGAUCAUCAAUGGCUGUUGUAUGCAUUGUUGUUCUUGGUGGUCUGGUGUUGAUGAUGCUCUGUAUCUGCUCUGCUUUGUUGAGAUGGAAUGAAGUCAAAUACAGGAAGAAAAGUCUUCCUCCUGGUACUAUGGGUUGGCCUGUCUUUGGAGAGACUACUGAGUUUCUCAAACAAGGCCCUAAUUUCAUUAAAAACCAGAGAGCAAGGUAUGGGAGUUUUUUCAAGACCCAUAUAUUGGGAUGUCCAACAGUGGUUUCAAUGGAUCCAGAUCUCAAUAGAUACAUUUUAAUGAAUGAAUCAAAAGGUCUGGUUCCUGGGUACCCAAAAUCCAUGCUUGAUAUUUUGGGGAAAUGCAACAUUGCAGCAGUUCAUGGCUCCACUCACAAGUACAUGAGAGGGGCAUUGCUUGCACUCAUUAGCCCCACCAUGAUCAGAGACCAGCUUUUGCCCAAAAUUGAUGACUUCAUGAGAACCCACCUCAGCAGUUGGGAUAACAAAAUCAUUAACAUUCAAGAUAAAACCAAAGAGAUGGCUUUACUCUCAUCACUGAAGCAGAUUGCUGGCAUUGAAUCCAUGCCAAUCGCUCAAGAAUUUAUGACAGAAUUCUUCAAGCUGGUUUUGGGAACACUUUCACUGCCUAUUGACCUUCCUGGGUCUAACUAUAGAAGAGCUUUACAUGCAAGGAAAAAUGUUGUGAAUAUGUUAAGGCAACUUAUAGAAGAGAGAAGAGCCUCUAAAGAGAGUCUCCCGGACAUGCUUGGUCUGCUAAUGAAAGAUGAGGAUAACAAAUACAAACUAACUGAUGAAGAGAUUAUUGAUCAGAUAAUCACAAUUUUGUACUCUGGUUAUGAGACUGUUUCAACUACAUCAAUGAUGGCAAUCAAGUAUCUCCAUGAUCAUCCCUCAGUCCUUCAAGAAUUAAGAAAAGAACAUUUGAGAAUCAGAGAGAAGAAAAGGCCAGAAGAUCCAAUUGACUUGAAUGACCUCAAAUCAAUGAAGUUUACUCGUGCGGUUAUCUUUGAGACUUCAAGAUUAGCAACAAUUGUUAAUGGGGUUUUUAGGAAAACUACUCAUGAUAUGGAAAUAAAUGGAUUUGUGAUUCCAAAAGGAUGGAGAAUCUACGUUUACACAAGAGAGAUAAACUAUGAUCCAUUUUUGUAUCAAGACCCAUUAGCCUUCAACCCAUGGAGAUGGAUGGAUAAGAGUUUGGAGUAUCAGAACUACUUUUUCUUGUUUGGUGGGGGCACAAGGCAGUGCCCUGGAAAGGAACUUGGGAUAGCAGAAAUCUCUACUUUUCUUCAUUACUUUGUAACCCAAUACAGAUGGGAAGAAGUUGGGGGUGAUAAACUAAUGAAGUUUCCGAGAGUUGAAGCACCAAAUGGACUGCACAUUAGGGUCUCAGCUUACUGACUUUGAUGUAUUUAUUAUUUGUAUUGUGUACAGAGGGAAUUAGUAUAGGGAGAUAAUGUCAUAGGAAGAGAGAAGUGUACAAUAAUGUUCUAACAUAUGAUUAGAUUAGUGAAUGACAGUACUUUAGCCUUAAUUUUCCAGUUUCGGCUUUACUAUUCGGUUUUCUGGUAGGAUGAGACAGCAUUAGGGCCAAAUUUUAUCAAAACCAACAAAGCAUGACUGGCUGUAUGCAACAUUUGUGCAUAAUAUUCCACUUGAGUAACACAUAAUAAGACUAGAACACUAUUUUUCGCUUCUAACAAGAAACUCAUGCAAGACAUGGUUAUAUUGGAUCCCGUCUUACAUGAGAAACCCUUGGGCAUGUGAGUCUUCUUGUCCCAUAUGCACUAGGCAAACCCACCCUUGGGCACGUCAGUUUUCUU
Molecule: messenger RNA, 1932 nt
Organism: Tripterygium wilfordii
Lineage: Eukaryota; Viridiplantae; Streptophyta; Magnoliopsida; Celastrales; Celastraceae
Product: cytochrome P450 85A-like
Exons: 9
Coding region: 110-1510 (466 amino acids)
Biological process (GO): sterol metabolic process
Molecular function (GO): monooxygenase activity; iron ion binding; heme binding
Source: RefSeq, a predicted model, not a curated record